Messenger RNA from Thermochaetoides thermophila DSM 1495, 1548 nucleotides. RefSeq lists its product as uncharacterized. The record is from RefSeq and is a predicted model, not a curated record. The coding region runs from base 1 to 1548 and encodes 515 amino acids. Lineage: Eukaryota; Fungi; Ascomycota; Sordariomycetes; Sordariales; Chaetomiaceae. The transcript has a single exon.
AUGGUACCCUCCCUAUCUCUCCUCUCCCCUCCCACAGCCCACAUUAACCCUAUCCCAGAUGUCCAACCAAGAAGUGUAAACGAACGCCUAGCCGAACUCCGCCGCUCCGAUCUCAACCGUCACCGCAACUCACUCCCGGACUCAGCAGCCCCCACCAUCAUCCAGCCCACUGUUCCCCCUUCCAUCAGGCAGAUUUUGCAUCUGCCCGAGACCCCUCCCCCUCGGCCGCGCAGACCUGGGAGGACGGACCCUCGAACAGGGAGACGUCUCCCUCCUGGUCCGGCACCGCCGAGGAGUUGGUUGACGCCUGAGGGGAGAAUCAGAACUGCCCUGCCUAUUAGGCCGGCAGCUGAGACGAGCACAGCUGGUGCUACGGGGUUGAGGUGUGAGAAAGGGGAUGGGCUGGAGUUCAGGCACAAGGUGUUGCCGGACCUGAUGCUGCCGGGACGGGGCAGUCUGCUGGAUGUGGCGCUAAGGAAGUUUGCGCAAACGUGGGAGUGGCAGCGGGAGGUGUAUGGGGGGUUUUUGUGGGAACUGCCUACACAUUUGCGGGAGCUGAUGGUGUUCUAUUUGGGGGUUCAAAGAGCUGGCUUGGAAACUGACGAUUUGAGGGCUGUCCUUGUGCCUUCGGAAGAAAGAGUUUGGGAGGAUGAGGAUGACGAGGAGGAGAGGAGGGAGAUUCCACAGGCGGGAGUGCUGAACUCGGAGUUUAAGCGCCUUGACCUGUCUAGAAGUCUAGGAAAUUGUCUAAAGCUCCGCGAGCUGGAGGAGUUCCUCUUCCCCCCCAAACCCCCUCCCACAAAAUUCACCUCCCCAACCGACCAGCAGCAAGAGCCCGACUCAUGGGAAGACGCCCUCGACACGCCCAGCCAAACCCCCUCCCCAUCCGUCCCUCUCCCGGUCCUCCCAAACCUAACGCAUCUCUCCCUUGCCCUCUCUCCAACUAGCAGUUCCCCGGUCUCAUGGAGACAUCUGCUAUCAUUGGCGUCUCACCUCCCCCAACUAACCCACCUCUCCCUCGCCUUCUGGCCCGUCCCGACGCUCACGCCCUUAGCAGCCCAGCUUGGAGCAUCAGUUGUUAACACAGAAAGCGGAAUAGCAGUCCAAUACGGUGGGACAGGCUUCUACAGCCAUACACUAGACGACGACUGGUCUGAGGCUGUCCAUUUACUCCGGCGACUCAGCCAGUGCCUAUACGGCCUGGAAUGGCUCGAUCUAACAGGAUGUGGCGCGUGGUGGGAGGCGUUGUUUGUAAGGGUGGAGGUUGCCCCCGACGAGAUCGACGCUGCUCACCAAGGGGAUGGCGACGAAGGAGAGAGGGGCACAACGAUGGUAGAUUGGUGCGGGGCGUGGGGGAAGGUUGGGACGGUGGUGCUUGAUCCGGGAUGGAGGGUUGAGGAGGGGAAGGGGGAGUUGAGGAGAGCUGGGGAGAGGUCAAGGUUUGUGGAGUUGGUGAAUAAAGCAAAAAAAGUCGAGAAGCAUGUUAGGGGGGUGAGGAGGGGGCAGGGGAGAUGGUUUAGUGUGGAGUGUCCGGCGGUUGAGAGCUGA